Messenger RNA from Acanthosepion pharaonis, 8442 nucleotides. The record is from the annotation of a GenBank genome assembly. NCBI's taxonomy places the organism in Eukaryota, Metazoa, Mollusca, Cephalopoda, Sepiida, Sepiidae.
AUGACAGAGAUAGCACAGAUUCAUGCAGGGGUCCAUUGGGAGCCUGGGCAGGGCCCCCCAGCGAUGGAAGAGGGUUUCGAUAGUGGAAGUAAUUCUUCCAAGCUGUUUGAGCGAUCAAGAAUCAAAGCUCUUGCAGAUGAGAGAGAGGCAGUCCAGAAAAAGACCUUUACAAAAUGGGUGAAUUCACACCUGGCCCGUGUGGGCUGCCGGAUUGGUGACUUAUAUUUGGAUUUACGAGAUGGAAAGAUGUUGAUAAAAUUGCUGGAAGUCCUAUCUGGGGAACGCCUGCCUCGACCAACAAAGGGCAAAAUGAGGAUCCACUGCCUAGAGAAUGUGGAUAAAGCAUUGACGUUCCUGCAUGAACAAAAAGUCCACCUUGAAAAUAUGGGUGCUCACGACAUUGUAGAUGGCAGUGCCAGACUUACACUCGGUCUCAUAUGGACUAUCAUCCUUCGUUUCCAGAUUCAAGACAUUAUUGAAGAAACUGAAAAUAGUGAGACAAAAUCUGCCAAAGAUGCCCUUUUGCUUUGGUGCCAGAUGAAGACUGCUGGAUACCCGAACGUCAAUGUCCGUAAUUUCACUACCAGCUGGAGAGAUGGCUUGGCUUUCAAUGCCAUCAUUCACAAACAUAGGCCUGACCUCAUUCAGUAUGACAAGCUCCAGAAAUCCAAUGCUAUGCACAAUCUGAACAAUGCCUUCACAGUUGCAGAAGAAAAACUUGGUAUAACCAAAUUGUUGGACCCAGAAGAUGUCAACGUUGAAAUUCCUGAUGAGAAGUCUAUGAUCACAUAUGUGGUAACCUACUAUCAUUACUUCUCUAGAAUGAAGGCUGAAUCUGUUCAAGGCAAGAGAAUUGGAAGAGUAAUUGACAAUGCUAUUGACACAGAGAAGAUGAUUGAAGAGUAUGAAACUCUAACUUCUGAACUCUUAGAAUGGAUAGAACAGACAAUUGUUAUUCUGAAUGACAGAAAAUUUGCCAACUCUUUAACUGGAGUACAAGAACAACUGACAGGAUUUAACACAUACCGUACUGUAGAGAAACCCCCGAAGUUUGUCGAGAAAGGGAACCUCGAAGUUCUUCUGUUUACUCUUCAAAGUAAGAUGCGGGCCAACAACCAGAGGCCCUACCUUCCCAGGGAAGGUAAAUUGAUAUCUGACAUCAACAAGGCUUGGGACAAACUGGAAAAGGCUGAGCACGAAAGAGAGUUGGCUUUGCGAGAAGAACUGAUCCGACAAGAAAAGCUGGAGCAGUUGGCUGCUAGGUUCAAUCGCAAGGCUGGCAUGCGUGAGACUUGGCUCAGUGAAAACCAGAGGCUUGUGUCUCAGGACAAUUUCGGCUAUGACCUUGCUGCUGUGGAGGCUGCUACCAAAAAACAUGAGGCCAUUGAAACUGAUAUUAAUGCCUAUGAAGAGCGUGUACAAGCUGUCAUUGCAGUAUCCAAUGAAUUACAACAGGAGAACUACCAUGACAUUUCCAGAAUUAUUGUCAGGAGAGACAAUGUUCUGUGUCUGUGGAAUUAUCUUUUGGAACUGCUCCGGGCAAGGCGCAUGAGACUUGAGCUUUCUUUGAAUCUCCAGAAAAUAUUCCAAGAAAUGUUGUAUAUCCUUGAUUGGAUGGAAGAAAUUAAGGCUCGUCUCAUGUCAGAGGAUUAUGGCAAACAUUUGAUGGGAGUGGAAGAUUUGCUUCAAAAACACAGCUUGCUUGAGGCUGACAUCAAUGUUGUUGGUGAGAGAGUGAAAACUGUUAAUUCUCAAGCUCACAGAUUUGCUGAGGGCAACUUUGUAGAUGUUGGAUCUGAAUACCAACCUUGCAAGCCUGAAGUUAUACUUGAGCGUAUGUCCACUCUGGAGACAGCAUUCACUGAAUUGAAACAACUGUCAGCUGAGCGCAGGUCUCGCCUUGAAGAAUCCCGUAAACUGUGGCAGUUCUAUUGGGAUAUGGCUGAUGAGGAGGGCUGGGUAAAAGAAAAGGAGCAGUUGAUGUCUUCUCCUGACCUGGGACAUGAUUUGACCAGUGUGCACCUCCUACUGAACAAACACAAGGCACUGGAGGAUGAAAUGACAGCCAGACACUCACACCUGCAGUCAGUCAUCCAAGUUGGCAAUGAUCUCAUUUCUGCCGGCAAUUUCGGUGCAGACAAGAUCCAAGAACGCAUAGAUGAGAUCAACCAGCAGUGGGAGAGUUUGAUUGACCUGGCAGCCUAUCGUAAACGCAGACUCAACGAGGCUGUUGAUUACUAUCAGUUCUUUGCGGAUGCUGAUGACAUUGACAUCUGGAUGUUGGAUACGUUCCGUAUUGUGUCCAGUGAAGAUGUCGGCCGUGAUGAAGCCAGUGUACAGUCUCUGCUCAAGAAACACAAGGAUGUAACAGAUGAACUUAAGAAUUACCAGAGUGUCAUUGAAAGUCUUCAUGAGCAAGCUACAAACCUUGGUGAACAGGACCGUGAGUCUGAUGAUGUGCAGAGUCGAUUGGGCAGCAUUGACCGUCGCUACCAAGAACUACUGGAACUUGCAAAACUGCGCAAACAGCGGCUGCUUGAUGCCCUCUCUCUUUACAAGCUCUUCAACGAGGCUGAUGGAGUGGAGACCUGGAUAAAUGAGAAGGAGAAAUUCUUGACUACAAUUGUCAUCACUGAUGACAUUGAAGAACUUGCAAUUGUGAAACACCGCUUUGAAAGUUUCGAACAUGAAAUGAACUCUACGGCAUCCAAGGUUGCAGUGGUGAACCAGCUGGCUCGGCAGUUGCUCCAGGUUGAACAUCCAAAUGCCGCUGAGGUGAUUGCACGUCAGAAUCAACUGAAUCGCCAAUGGAACAACUUGAGGUCGCUGGUUGACCAGAAGAGGGACGAAAUCCACCUGGCCCAUGGCUUGCAGAACUUCCACAUUGAAUGUAACGAGACCAUUGGCUGGAUAAACGAGAAAAUGAAAAUCAUUGAAUCAACAGAAGAACUUGACAAUGAUUUGACUGGCGUUAUGACACUACAGAGGCGGCUCAGUGGUAUGGAACGAGAUCUUGCAGCUAUACAGGCUAAAGUUGAAUCUUUGCAAGUAGAAGCAGAUAGGCUACAAGAAACUAAACCUGAAGAAGCCCAGGCUAUUCGUGAAAAGAUCAAUGACAUCAAUAAUGUAUGGAUGGAUCUCAAAGAAAUGCUAAAAGAUCGUGAUGAGAAACUUGGUGAAGCGGGAGAACUGCAACGUUUCCUCGGCAACCUUGACCAUUUCCAGCAGUGGCUGUCUCGUACACAAACCACAGUUGCAUCAGAAGAUAUUCCCAACAGUCUGGCUGAUGCAGAGAAGCUGCUUAACCAACAUCAGCAGCUCAAGGAUGAAAUUGAUGCCUAUGCUCCUGAAUAUGCAAAAAUGAAGGAGUUUGGGGAUAAAGUCACUGAUGGGCAAGAUGAUCCUCAGUACAUGUUUCUACGACAGCGCCUCCAGGCCCUUGAUGGUGGCUGGCAGGAAUUGUUACAGAUGUGGGAGAACAGACAGCAGCUACUAUCCCAGAGCCUUAACCUGCAGAUGUUCCUUCGGGAUGCCAAGCAGGCUGAAGUGCUUCUGAACCAGCAAGAGAACUUCUUGUCCAAAGAAGAAGUGCCGAACUCUCUGGAAGCUGCUGAAAAUCUCAUCAAGAAACAUGAAGCCUUUAUUACCACCAUGGAUGCAAAUGAUGAGAAGAUCAACAAUGUUUUGCAGUUUGCCCACAGGCUAAUUGAGGACAACAACUAUGCUGCUGACAAGAUCAAUAAGAAGGCAGAAAACAUUAAUGAAAGACGAAAUGCUAACAGGCAGCGAGCAUAUGAACAACUGGAACGUCUCAAGGACCAAUUGUUAUUGCAACAAUUUGUUCAGGAAUGUGAAGAGUUGCGUGAUUGGCUCCAAGAUAAAAUGGCUGCUGCUCAAGAUGAAACCUACAGGGAUGCUAAGAAUCUCCACAGCAAAUACAUGCGACAUCAAGCAUUUGAAUCUGAAAUUGCAGCCAAUAAAGACCGCUUACUUAGGCUUCACCAGGCUGGCGAAGGCUUAUUGAAAGACAAACCUGAAGCUGCUGAACAGAUUGGACCGGUCCUUGAAGGACUCAGCACUCAAUGGGAAGAAUUGGAGAACACAACCAAGGACAAAGGCGAACGUCUGUUUGAUGCCAACCGUUCUGUACUCUAUGAACAGAGCUGUGAUGAUAUUGAUGGAUGGAUCAACCAACUUGAGUCACAAGUCAUCACUGAAGACUUUGGCAAGGAUUUGACAACUGUUAACCUUAACAUGCAGAAGCAAAAUCAACUGGAAUCUCAGAUGAAACUGAAGGCAGACCAAGUCAGUGAACUAGGAAGCCAAGCUACUCACUUGAAACGUUUGGAUCCCAAUAAGGGUGCUGAAAUUGAGGCCCGUAAAGCUGCUGUUGCUGAACGGUUCUCGAGAAUUCAGGAGCCUUUGUUGAAGAGGCGUGCUCAACUGGAAAAAGUGAAACGGAUCCACCAGUUUCAACGUGACAUUGAGGAUGAGAAGAUGUGGAUUGAAGAGAAGAUGCCUUUAGCCACGUCUAAUAAUUAUGGAAACAGCCUCCUUAGUGUACAACUGCUCAUGAAAAAGACUCAUUCCUUGCAAACUGAGAUUGAAAAUCACGAACCACGCAUUAACAGCGUCAUUGCUGUUGGUCGCGAUUUGAUUGAUGAACAACAUCCCCAGUCUGAUGAGUUUGAGGUUCUCAUUAAUGACCUUAGCAGCAAAUGGAAGGUCCUCAAUGACUCUGUGGAGGCCAGAAAAGACCGCCUUCUGCUCUCAGACACUGCCCAACAAUAUUAUCAAGAUACUUCUGAGGCAGAGUCUUGGAUGAGUGAGCAAGAAUUAUACAUGAUGGGUGAGGAGCGGGCCAAGGAUGAGAUUGGAGCUCAGAAUAUGUUGAAGAAACACCAAAAUUUGGAAUCUGCUGUUGAGGACUAUACAGAUGUUGUGCGCCAAUUGGGUGAGAGAAGCAGAACCCUUAUUGAACAAGAACAUCCAGAAAGUGAACAAAUUGCUGUCCGCCAAGCUCAAGUUGACAAACUUUAUGCUGGGCUAAAAGAUUUGGCUCAAGAACGACGUGGCAAGCUGGAAGAAGUACUCAAACUGUAUACACUAAGUCGUGAGAUUGAAGAUUUAUUACAAUGGAUUGCUGAGAGGGAAGUUGUUGCUAAAUCACAAGAACUUGGACAAGAAUACGAACAUGUCACUACAUUGAAAGAACGUUUCAAGGAGUUUGCUCGAGACACUGAGAACAUUGGUCAAGAUCGUGUAGCUUCAGCCUGCGAAAUCUGUGAUACUCUGAUUGCUGCUGAGCACUCUGAUGCACCAAUCAUUGCUCAGUGGAAGGACAACCUGAAUGAAGCCUGGACUGACCUCCUUGAAUUGAUAGACACCCGGACACAGAUGUUGCAAGCUUCAUGGGAAUUAUGGAAAUUCAACCACGAUUGCAAAGAAACCCUGGAGAGAAUCCAAGAAAAGAAGAAUUACAUCCCAGAAGAAGUUGGAAGAGAUGCACAGAGCGUGGCUGUAUUACAGAGAAAGAAUGCUAACUUUGAGCAUGAUCUUAUUACUCUUGGAAAUCAAGUCCAUUUAAUCCAAGAAGAAUCUGCUCGCCUUCAAGUUGGCUAUGCUGGGGAGAAAGCCCGUGAAAUUCAAAGCUGGGAAUCUGAUGUAGUUAAUGCUUGGCGUAACUUGCAAAUGAUGGUUGAAAGCCGGAGAAUGAGACUUGCUGAUGCUAGUGACCUUUAUAAAUUCUUUAACAUGGUCCGAGAUCUCAUGUUGUGGAUGGAUGACAUCAGGCGACAAAUGAGCACCCAAGAAAAACCUCGGGAUGUGUCUGGUGUAGAAUUGCUUAUGAACAACCACCAGAGUUUAAAAGCAGAGAUUGAUGCACGAGAAGAAAACUUUGCUAUUUGUAUAAACUUAGGAAGAGAUCUUUUAACACGCAAGCAUUACCGAUCCAGUGAAGUAAGAGAAAAAUUAAUACAGUUAACGUCCCAGAGGCAUUCCAUGAAUGAGCAGUGGGAUGAGAGAUGGGAGUACUUGCAGCUCAUUUUGGAAGUCUACCAAUUUGCCCGUGAUGCCGCUGUGGCUGAAGCCUGGCUCAUGGCUCAAGAACCCUACCUACAGAACCAAGAUUUGGGUGAUACACUCGAUGCUGUGGAGAACCUUAUCAAGAAACAUGAGGCCUUUGAAAAGUCUGCAGCAACUCAAGAAGAACGAUUUGCUGCUUUGGAAAAACUCACAACAUUUGAACUUAAAGAAAUCCAAAGAAAACAAGAAGAGGAAUAUCGGCAAGAACAUCCUGAUGAAGUAGCAAAAUCUAAAGAGGAAAAGAGACGAAAAUACAUUGAGGAAUUUGUGCCCCCAGAAGAACCCCCAGAGCCUGAACCUGAAGAACAUCCUUCGACAGAGGCUGAAGAGGGUGAGGGUGCAGCUGAGGAGAGCUCACAGCCGGCCAUGAUUAAUGGGGACAAAGAUGAGCUUGACGAAUCAGGCCCAUCAGUGACCACCAUGGCCACCACACCUACAACUACCACCAGUGCACCAGCUGCAACUCCGGAAACAUUGAAGCCUCGCUCAAAAGGCCCUGGUUCAUUCGGCUCGCCAUCCACCAAAGAUCGCUCUCUGGAUAUGCACACACCAGUCACCUCCCCGGAGGACUCAACACAAUUAAAGUCCAGGUCUCUCCCCCACAGGGGCAGCUCUGCAAAGAAUAAAGAGAAGAAACGGUCACGUUCCAAAUCACCAUUUGGAAAACUCUUCGCUCGUAAGCGUGAUGACGACGAUGAUGCGGGACCAUCAUCAGGUCUGGCAGAACCAAUGCCUGGUACGGCUGAGGCUGAACAUGCAGAGGGAACAUUGAUCAGGAAACAUGAAUGGGAGACACAAACUAAAAAGGCCUCCAAUAGGUACAUUUGUAACAGUCUUAUCUCUCACAUCCCUCUCCUUAUAUGUCUUAUCUCUCCCAUCCCUCUCCUUAUAUGUCUUAUCUCUCCCAUCCCUCUCCUUAUAUGUCUUAUCUCUCCCAUCCCUCUCCUUAUAUGUCUUAUCUCUCCCAUCCCUCUCCUUAUAUGUCUUAUCUCUCCCAUCCCUCUCCUUAUAUGUCUUAUCUCUCCCAUCCCUCUCCUUAUAUGUCUUAUCUCUCCCAUCCCUCUCCUUAUAUGUCUUAUCUCUCCCAUCCCUCUCCUUAUAUGUCUUAUCUCUCCCAUCCCUCUCCUUAUAUGUCUUAUCUCUCCCAUCCCUCUCCUUAUAUGUCUUAUCUCUCCCAUCCCUCUCCUUAUAUGUCUUAUCUCCCAUCCCUCUCCUUAUAUGUCUUAUCUCUCCCAUCCCUCUCCUUAUAUGUCUUAUCUCUCCCAUCCCUCUCCUUAUAUGUCUCUCUCCCAUCCCUCUCCUUAUAUGUCUUAUCUCUCCCAUCCCUCUCCUUAUAUGUCUUAUCUCUCCCAUCCCUCUCCUUAUAUGUCUUAUCUCUCCCAUCCCUCUCCUUAUAUGUCUUAUCUCUCCCAUCCCUCUCCUUAUAUGUCUUUAUCUCUCCCAUCCCCUCUCCUUAUAUGUCUUAUCUCUCCCAUCCCUCUCCUUAUAUGUCUUAUCUCUCUUCCUCGCUGUCUGUCUCCUUCUCCAUCUCUCUCCUCCUCUCUCUCUCUCUCUCUCUCUCUCUCUCUCUCUCUCAUCUCUCCUCCAUCUCUCUCUCUCUCUCUCUCUGUGGGUCAUCUCUCCAUCCAUCUCUCUCUCUCUCUGUGGGUCAUCUCUCCUCCAUCUCUCUCUCUCUCUCUCUCUCUGUGGGUCAUCUCUCCUCCAUCUCUCUCUCUCUCUCUCUCUGUGGGUCAUCUCUCCUCCAUCUCUCUCUCUCUCUCUCUCUGUGGGUCAUCUCUCCUCCAUCUCUCUCUCUCUCUCUCUCUGUGGGUCAUCUCUCCUCUCUCUGUGGGUCAUCUCUCUCUCUCUCUCUCUCUCUCUGUGGGUCAUCUCUCCAUCUCAUCUCUCUCUCUCUCUCUCCAUCUCUCUCUCUCUCUCUCUCUGGGUCAUCUCUCCUCCAUCUCUCUGUCUCUCAUCCCCACCACCCUGUCUUGGGAGAAAGCUUAUAUUAUCCUUCAAAACUCCGAACUUUCCUGCUACAAGGAUUUGAAACAUGCAAAAUCUGAUCCCAACACUCGUCUCCAUCAUGAGCCUCCCAUCAAUUUGACCGGUGCUACCUGUGACCGAGCACAUGAUUACACCAAACGUCCCCAUGUGUUCCGUCUUAGAAUUGCUACAGGCGCCGAAUAUUUGUUUCAGUGCAAAGAUGAUGCUGAGUUGGAGUCUUGGAUUCAGAAGAUGAGUGCAGCAACUGGAGGGGAAGUUAGCAGCAGUACUGGCCCAACAAGAUCACAGACGCUACCUGCAAAGACAGAGACUGAACCAAAACGAGAUGAACACAAGCGAAGGAGUUUUUUUACAUUGAAAAAGAAAUAA